Molecule: messenger RNA, 3375 nt
Organism: Cygnus olor (mute swan)
Lineage: Eukaryota; Metazoa; Chordata; Aves; Anseriformes; Anatidae
Gene: PLA2G12B
Product: phospholipase A2 group XIIB
Exons: 4
Coding region: 1023-1631 (202 amino acids)
Biological process (GO): phospholipid metabolic process; arachidonate secretion; lipid catabolic process
Cellular component (GO): extracellular region
Molecular function (GO): calcium ion binding; A2-type glycerophospholipase activity
Source: RefSeq, a predicted model, not a curated record
GGUCAGCGCCCCGUGCUCCAGCAGACAUGACUGCUGGGGCUGCCCUCGGAGGCCACAGCAAAGGGGCAGCUGCAGAGCGGCUGUUUCUGGAGGCAGCACUGCGCUGGGACACAUCUGAAAAGCUUCCCGAGUGAAGCCGGAACCUUCCUGUGCUGUUUCUCUUCCCUAGUCUUUAUCAGUGGUUUGCGUUGUCUUUUGUUGUUGGUCUGUUUGGCUGUUUUCUUUUAAUAAGUAACGUUUUGAAACCCCCGCAGGCCAUGCAGGCCCCACGAGCCAGGGCCUGCUGCCACCCCCUGAACCUGACUUGGGUUUUGGUGCCAGCCCUUUGUGCUGCGAGCCACCUAGGCUACAAGUUGAACUCAGCAGCAUCAGCACUACACAAAAGCAGCUGCAACAACCAGCUGCCUAACGCCAGCCUUCGGGAGUCCCGCUAAAGGCAAACACAUAUCUGCAUCAUUGAUCCCAUAACAGGAGGGAAACACCAAGGAGUUGUCCUGAAUCCAGUGUUUCUAAACCCGAAUUACUGCUAGCUGCUGCACCACCCCCAGGAGGCCCAUCGCAGCAGGAUACGGUGCUCUGAUCCAUUGCCCGGGCAGGGGGAAUUGUGGAGGAAGAUAAACUCUCCACCUCCCACCCAGCAGGGCCGGGAGCAGGGCAGCCCGCUGGCUGCCUUGCUGGGCAGGGUGCGUGUGCUGCACACCCUGGGCGAGUGGCCCCCGCUCUGUGCCCAGCGGCUCCCUUCCGGGACCUUCCGACAGCAGCCCAAGCCCCGGUGCUGCAGGGGCCGAGCCGGUUCCAGCGGGAUUGUGCAAACGCAAACCCCGGCGUUUCUCCGUGAGACAGACCCGGUCCAAAUCUCCACGGCGCACUUUGCACCCUGAUUGCUGUGACCUCAUCCUGGCUCCCCCCGCAGUGUUUAAAGUCCAGGGCAGAGGGGCGCUCACCUGCCUCCCACGCAGCACAGCUCGCCCUGCUCCUCCUGGCCCGCACAAAGGCUCCGGGGCCUGGAUCCGGGCUGCAGGAUGCGGCUGCUUUUUGAGGCAGCGGUUCUGUGCCUGACCCUGGGCUUGGGACACGGCACCGAGGACACGACGCAGGAGAACGCCGCCCACCAAACCUCCUCCACGGAGUCGUACUUUCCAGAAUGGGGCAUUGGGGCCAUCCGGGACAGCUUUGAAACAGUUAACAGCUACUUUGACUCCUUCUUGGAACUGCUUGGGGGGAAAAAUGGCGUUUGUCAGUACAGAUGUCGAUAUGGGAAGGCUCCAAUGCCGCGACCUCACUACAAGCCCCAAGAACCGAACGGCUGCAGCUCCUAUUUUCUGGGGCUCAAGGUACCCCAAAGUCUAGAUUUGGGCAUCCCUGCCAUGACCAAGUGCUGCAACCAGCUGGACGUUUGUUACGACACCUGCGGGGCCAACAAGUACCGCUGCGAUGCCAAGUUCCGCUGGUGCCUCCACUCCAUCUGCUCCGACCUCAAGCGCAGCCUGGGGUUCGUCUCCAAGGUGGAAGCUUGUGAAUCCGUCGCAGACACGGUGUUCAAUGCCGUCUGGACCCUGGGCUGCCGGCCCUUCAUGAACAGCCAAAGGAGCGCCUGCAUUUGCAGUGAGGAAGAACGAGAUGAACUGUGAGGAAGAGCAGAUCCCCUGGCCUCCACCAGCCUGCUGCCAACCGUCCCCUCUCCGCACAGCGCCUUCUAUCAGCCCUCGGGCCAGGGGGACCUGGGCCGAGCAACAUGCAUCGGCUACGGCUUUCGGGCAGGAGGCUGACACGGAGGAGGCAGCCUGUGGAAACGGGGCAGCGAUGCCUGCUGUCCAGCGCAGCUGCAGGUCAACAGCCCUGUCCCUUUCCAAGUCCAUCAGCCUGAAUGACCUGAUGCCAAUUUUCUCCACAGACUGAUCAGGAAAGGCAAGCAGGAUGCAGUGAUGGUUGUAAACAAGGGGAUCACUUGUUUGCCUUAGACACGAUUGUAUUAGCAUCCCCUGCCCCUUACCUUUCUAAAUUGCAGUGCGAAGCAUGAGGCUUCUGCAGCCCCGCAAAGUCCCAGCCUGUGGCCACACGAUUCAUGUUUUCCCACUUCUGGUGACUGAAGGAGAGGGGUGAUUUGCUCUCGGUAUGUUGCUCACAUCCAUCCCUGACAUUCUCCACCCUAUCGUUACACACCCUGACAACCCUGCUUAUUUAAAUACUUGGUGGAUCCUAAAACAAUUUAAAAUAUUCAGGGAUUUGGUAAGAAUGAGAAGGACUUGCUGUGUUUGUGACACCGACACGUUUUGUUUGCAGUAAUACUCAGUGUCUCUUACACACCCACAGCACUCUCCCCGUCUCAAGAGAGGAAGCUGCUUUUCUUUGUCUAUGCCACCCAGACCGCAUCUGUUUAAUUAUUUUCUUCCCGUAUCAUUUAACAAAGCUAUUCCCUUCAGAUCCCUUUUUCACACAAAAUGGCUGGGUAUCCACCUCCAUCUUCUGCACAAAGGCAACAGGAGGCUCACAGUUGUCUUGGAUGAGCUUUUCAAAAUCCUGGAGGCUUAUCUGUCAGAUGGCAGGGCUUAUUGCUACCUCGGUGGGGCAGAGACUGCCAGCUGAAGAGCGAUCGGCAGUUUCAGACAGCACCCUUUUUAAAACGUGGUUAAUACUUCCAUCUGCUAUCAGGAGCUUUUAUUGCGUGUAAAAUUAGAAUUUAAAGUGGUAUAUGGAAUUUCAUCUACAUGCAACAUGUGCAGACAGCUUUCAUCUGUGUUUCUUGUUGAAAGGAAGUUGCUAUCGGGUGCGCGUGCCGUGCCACAUAAAUACUGCAGUGUCUUCUGCAAACACAUUUAUGGUUAUGUUCUUCCAUCUGUCACAGAAAAGUUAAGGCUACAGAAGGGUAAUUUAACAAGGAUGGAAAGAGUCUGUUUUAGUUACCUUUCUUCUAGUUUGUGUUUAAAUGGAUGCACGGAGCUAUAAAUUAUUUCAGCCCUGUUCUUGCCAGUCAUCUUUGCUUUACUGCUAACAGGGACUGCAACAACGAGACCCAACGGUAUGAAAACAGGGAACCACAAAUGAUUGCAGGAGGUGCACUGGGAUGUUUUCCAUUAAGGAGGGCCUGAAUUUACACUCACCAGGUGUAAUGGCCUCCUUUCCUAGCCGUGUUAAUGCCACUGGAGAGUGAGGACUGUGCUGCCAAGCUUCAUCGCAGUGUGUGGCUAUCAGAGCACGAGACUGGACACUGAUUAUUCAUCUAAGAAAUACAUAUUUUUGUCGAGGGAUGGGAAGGAAACAUUCCUGAUUCCAGACACUUCCCAACCUUUGCCUUCCGUUGGUGAAAUUGCGCCUGUUGUCGGUUCUAAAUGGGAGCACACACUUAUGAUUAAAUGACACAAUUUUAAAAACGUA